UCCGGUGUGUGUUUUCAGAGGCGGAGCCGAGUUGUUUGAUCAAAAACACAAGUCAUCAAGUCGUGUUUAGCAGUCAGAACGUUCCAUAUUUUUCCAGGUCUUUCAUUGAGUCGAAUGGGUUCAACAGAGUUUUAGUGUCAUAAUGGCCCUCGCUGAGGAGCAGAAUGAAAAACACUGCUGGGUGUGUUUUGCCACUGAACGGGACGACCGCAGCGCAGAGUGGGUGAGCCCCUGCAGGUGUAAAGGCUGCACCAAAUGGAUCCACCAGUCGUGUCUGCAGCGCUGGCUGGACGAGAAGCAGAAGGGAAACAGCGGCGAAGCGGUCAGCUGUCCCCAAUGUGGCACCGAGUACCGCAUCAUGUUCCCCAAGAUGGGCCCAGUGGUGUAUUUCCUGCAGCAGGUGGACAGAGCUCUGUCUCGUGCCAGCCCCAUCGCUGCCGUCGGCGUGGUUGUCGGGACGGUCUAUUGGUCGGCGGUCACAUACGGAGCUGUGACGGUCAUGCAGGUGGUGGGUCACAAGAAGGGUCUGUAUGUGAUGGAGCGAGCUGACCCUCUGUUCCUGCUCAUGGGUCUGCCCACCAUCCCUGUGCUGCUGGUGCUGGGCAAGAUGAUCCGCUGGGAGGAUUAUUUAGUGAGACUGUGGCAGAGGUAUUCCUGCAAACGGACACCAGGUAGCGUUUCUUACCUGUCCCGUUGGCCUGUUGACAGACCGGGUGCAGGAGAUCACCUGUCUGUGUCUAGAACUCUGUGUGGAGCUCUCAUCUUUCCCUCCAUAGCCAGUCUGGUGGGGCGGCUGCUGUUCCGACGGGUCUCUUCCAACCUGCAGCGCACCGUUCUGGGUGGCAUUGCAUUCGUGCUGAUCAAGGGUGUGUUGAAAAUGUAUUUCAAACAGCAACAGUGCAUCAUUCAGGCCAGCAGACACAUCCUGAACUACCCAGAAACACACAGAGACAGAGCAGGCGGGGAGGACGACACAGAGGACAGCGGCCACGAGUGACUCCCAUUGUUAGCCAAAGAAAAAGAAAAAAAAAAUCUGACACAGAAGUAGAGACAUUUAAUAUUAAAAGGUGGAGUUGAGGUAACCUGCCUUUUCCCUCGAAGACUAAAAUUUCUUGAACACACUGACGAUUCUUCAUUGCCUUCAGUCCUCUCAAAUACACUGGAAAAUGAUUAAGUCUUGCCUCGUUUUUAAAUUAUCUAAAUUUAAGAAGUAUGGACUACUAAGUUUUCCUUUAUGUUAGUCUAGUAACUGGAUGAAAUAUUGAUUACUGCUUGAAGAUUUUAGUGGUGUUUUAAACAAUAAACUGUAACUAUUAGGGGGGGGAAUGAAUUUUUUGCUUGCAGCUUUACAGCUAUUUUUGAAAUUUGAAUAUAAAACCUCCUGUGUGGUUUACCCAGUGAGUUGAAAUGAUAGGAUAAAAUGGGUACAUUGUAUAACAGGAAAGGACCUUUAAGACAUUGUGUAAAGUAUCUUGCACCAUUGAGCCAAAGUGAGUUUGCAUUUUAAAAAGUCAGGAGUUUCUUAAUGUUCUACAAAUAUACUACUAUUCACUUGACUUUAAAAUCCCAAUUCUUUAAUCCUCACAAUGGAAAUAAUUUGAUAUUCACAUUUCCUAAGAUAUGUUGAUUUGCCCUCAGAGUUAUCGUACUGUACUCCCACAGCUGUCUGUGCAACACUUCUUGUACAAGUUGGUCUGAGUUUGAGUAUUUUGUAGUAAAACAUUUGUUUAUUGCUGAAUUGAAAUGGUUGAAAAAUAAGACUGUUUAAGUCUUAUGCAUUUAUGAACAAGAGUUUUGUGCUCAAAUAGAGGUAUUUAUUUUUGCUAAAUGAUUAUACUAAAGAAGAGCUUGAAAUGACUUGCAGGCAAUGUUUCUGUCUUAAGAUGUUUAUAUAAAUCUCGAAAAAAAUUUGAUAAAAAUUUCAGAACAAAGUUUGUUUUGUUGAUUCUUGUUUCCUUGUUAACUGUGUAAAAAAUACUCUGGAUGAAGCAGUUCCUCAAAACAUCAAGUCUUGUUGGCAGGAUGUUCCUAACGUGAACCCUUGGGGCUCUCCUCGUUUUCUCUUCCAUCAAAGAAAGCUCUUAAAAUUAGUGCUGAUGUUGCACAAACCACACCUAGGAGACAAGUCAUGUUGCUCCUAAAGUUUAUUAAUUAAAAAUGGCAGUUCAUGGAAGUUAAUAAAUAAAUCAUAUAAUGUAACCUUUGAAGAAGCACAGCAGAGAGAAAAAGGACAUUUUUUGUACCCAUUUCCUCUCAUUAGUUUUGUCAUAACACUUAACAGGUGAAUCUAUUUUUUUAGCACUUCCUUGCUCAGUAAACGAUGUUCCAUUUGGUACAGAGUUUUGCUCCAGACAAGGUAUGUGAAAAUUUCAUGAUAACACAAUGAAUUUUUGCUUUUGAAGAAAAAGAAGUUAAAUAAAAACACAUUAACCCACCCCUCACUAUAGUGGAACAAACAUUUGUUAAUGUCCAAGUUUAUUUCAGGCUUUAUGGUUUUCACUGAAAGCAAAUGUGGAUUUUGCAGUUUGUUUACCUGUUCAUUAAACAGUAAAUGAGUUUUAAACAA
Molecule: messenger RNA, 2566 nt
Organism: Austrofundulus limnaeus
Lineage: Eukaryota; Metazoa; Chordata; Actinopteri; Cyprinodontiformes; Rivulidae
Gene: marchf5l
Product: membrane-associated ring finger (C3HC4) 5, like
Exons: 7
Coding region: 143-997 (284 amino acids)
Molecular function (GO): zinc ion binding
Source: RefSeq, a predicted model, not a curated record